Messenger RNA from Ambispora gerdemannii, 629 nucleotides. NCBI's taxonomy places the organism in Eukaryota, Fungi, Glomeromycota, Glomeromycetes, Archaeosporales, Ambisporaceae. The record is from the annotation of a GenBank genome assembly.
AUGACUAAUCCCGUCAUUAGUUCUGAUUACGAUUAUCUGAACCGCAAUGAUUUAAUAAUCUUAAGUAAAUACCUUAACCAGUUAACUCUUUCUAUUGAAGAAUUAACUAAACCAGCUGUAAAAAAACGUGGCAAUUCUGAUAAACCACCACGACCACAAAACAGUUGGAUAAUUUUUCGGCGAGAUUACGAAGCGCAUUUACGUUUACGCAAUCAACACGUCAAACUAAAAAUCAAAGAAACAGCAAAGGAAUGCAGUUUAAAGUGGCGAAAGCUAUCAAGCGAGGUUAAAUAUUUCUUUAAAAUAUUAGAGAAGAUAGCAUGUGAGAAUCACAAAAGCUUAUAUCCUAAUUAUAAGUAUAAGCCUAAAAAUGAGAAAGAUGCAAACAUUAGGAAAUGGGUUUUUCGCACACAAAAGGAAUACGCGUUUGCUUCGCUAUCCAUAUCUGGCUCGUCCUCUUUGAAUGACACAACAUCAACAAUUGAAUAUAAUCCUACUGUUAUCGCCGCUCCAACAACCAUUGAUAAUACCCAUCCUUUUAUGAUCAACGAUAAUUUUGACGCUACUGCUGUCAACGAACCAUUUAUUGUCACUAAUAAUCCAAUAACACCAUCGAUACUGUCACACUU